AUGUGUUGGGGAGCUGGUUUAUUGUUCCGCCUGCUAAAUACAAAAUCAGCACAGCUAGAACAGAGGAAAUCUCUCACACCUCCCAGCCAGAUCAGUCUUCUCUUUCUAUAUACUGACCAGCUGCACAAAGCUAGCACCAGCUACAGUGGAGGUGUGGUCCCCAAGUACUUGUCACAACAGUGGAAUAAAGCUUCAGGAAGAGGUGAAGUGGGAAAACUAAGGAUUGCCAAAAAUCAAGGAAGAACAGAAGUGUCAUUUACUUUGAAUGAAGAGCUUGCAAGCAUCAAUGAUAUUGGAGGAAAACCUGCUUCAGUCAGUGCACCAAGGGAACAUCCAUUUCUUUUGCAAAGUGUGGGAGGACAGACCUUAACAGUGUUCACAGAAAGUUCAGUAGAAAGCCAACCGGAAGAAAAAUCUGAAAGCAGCAAUGCUGAUAAACUUUCUUUGGAAGGAAUAGUGGUGCAACGUGCUGAAUGCAGACCUGCAGCUAGUGAAAAUUAUAUGAAACUGAAAAGAUUACAGAUAGAAGAGUCUUCUAAACCUGUAAGACUAUCACAGCAGCUGGACAAAGCCGUAACCACAAACUAUAAACCGGUGGCUAAUCAUCAGUAUAAUAUUGAAUAUGAGAAGAAGAAGAAAGAAGAUGGAAAACGGGCUCGAGCUGAUAAACAACAAGUGUUGGACAUGCUUUUUUCAGCCUUUGAGAAACAUCAGUAUUACAAUAUUAAAGACCUGGUGGACAUAACCAAACAGCCAGUGAUAUACUUGAAAGAAAUUUUAAGAGAAAUAGGCAUCUACAAUGUAAAGGGGACCCACAAAAACACUUGGGAGCUGAAGCCAGAAUACAGACACUACCAAGGAGAAGACAAGAGUGAUUAACAAAAGCUUUUACAAAGCAAGAGAGAAUCAGAGUGAUUGCACUGAGGGAACUGUGGUGGGUUUACAGACAGGACUGAGCACAGCGCAAUUUUGCAAGGCUCAAGUUAAAUUCAAGCAGUUGAUCCUUUGUAAUUUUAUGUAGCUUCAUUUUUUUUUCCCCAAUAAAUACUUCUUAUGUGUUUCUGUAAGUGUUUUGUCUUUUGACAGGAAAAAAAUAUUUAUAGAAUAAACCUGUAUUAGAUUUAUCUUUGUUAGAAAUCUUUUGAGUUCUGAUCUUACUUUUUCUUGGUAGUUUUGUGGCUUUUCCAAGCCUCCAUGACUUUGAAGGAGUGUGUACUAGAGGAACCUGUAACUUUGUGGUUUUGCGUUCCAGGUUAAUACCCUUGCAUCUGCUGGGAUCUGUCAGGGCUUCAUCUGGAAGGCUGCAGAGGUACACAAUGCUCUGUACAGUGUUUGGGUGGAAAUUCCUUUUGGGGUUAGGCUUUAGGAAGAACUACAACCAUGGUGCUCAUCACAGUCCUUAGACUCCAUGGGAACAAAUCAACACAGUUAAAAAAAAACAUAAAGCAAAGGCUGAUACACAGGUCAGUGGGAAGACAAAAAUCCACUCCAGGUGAUUACUGAGAAAAAAAAUGAAAUGUCUGUCUAUUAUGUACAUCAAGGAAUAGAUUUAUCUUUUGAUUUUUUUUAUGUUACCUAUGGUUUAUGUUUAAGCAUAUCAAUAAAAGUGUUAUUUUAAUUUG
Molecule: messenger RNA, 1622 nt
Organism: Athene cunicularia (burrowing owl)
Lineage: Eukaryota; Metazoa; Chordata; Aves; Strigiformes; Strigidae
Gene: GTF2F2
Product: general transcription factor IIF subunit 2
Exons: 9
Coding region: 1-879 (292 amino acids)
Biological process (GO): transcription initiation at RNA polymerase II promoter; transcription by RNA polymerase II
Cellular component (GO): transcription factor TFIIF complex
Source: RefSeq, a predicted model, not a curated record